Molecule: messenger RNA, 828 nt
Organism: Soboliphyme baturini
Lineage: Eukaryota; Metazoa; Nematoda; Enoplea; Dioctophymatida; Soboliphymatidae
Source: the annotation of a GenBank genome assembly
AUGCUCGAAUCGACGCUCGGAUGUGGUUCCGCUUUACAGGCUAUCGGUGCCACUAACAUACCUCGGACAGCAACGAUAGACACUCCGAUUACGAGGCACGAGCUUGUUUCCUCGUAUAGCCGUGCGAUAUUGCAGAACCGGCCAGUAAACAUCAGCGACGUGCAAUCCUGCUAUGUCGAAAAGGCACCAGUCGUGUUGGAGCAUUUUCCACCGGUUUCGCGGUUUAGUUGCAACGUGAGCGUCUACGGUGAGAAUCAUGCCCUUCAGUUCGGCGCAGACAUGGUUUUGCAGAGUAACAAGCGCACGGCGUUCGAGAAGGGCGGCGUACCGGUAUUUCAGCCCGUCGCCACACCGGCCACCGCCGCCGCCACGGUCGGUACCGCUCUGCAUUAUCCGCAGUUGGCCGCUAUACCCGGUUUGCAAGCGUCGUACGUUCCUGUCACGUUCCCCGUCGCUACGUUGCUUGCACGCGUUGGCGUUGACGCUGGCAUGCCGUCGCCGCUAACCCAUUCUGCACCCGCACCUGCACCCGCGCCUUCCAACGCCCUCUCCGUAGCCUAUUAUGGUGAACGCGGACAGAAGCGCGACGACGACCACGACCGCCAUUGGCCCGUGAUUCAUCGCACCUACCGUCUCCACCUUCCUUCCUGUUACUGUACUCACACUCUGGCUAGGUCACUGAGCUGCUGUCGAAUCGAGUACUGUCAGUUGCUGUACCCUCAACGAACACCUGGCUUCUUUCGCAGUUUUGCGCUUCUGCCCUUCUCUUCCUCCUUUUCCUCUGGUGCACUCACAUCUAGUUGUGUCGGUUCGUCCGUCCGCCGUUAA